Molecule: messenger RNA, 1002 nt
Organism: Lichtheimia ornata
Lineage: Eukaryota; Fungi; Mucoromycota; Mucoromycetes; Mucorales; Lichtheimiaceae
Exons: 7
Coding region: 1-1002 (333 amino acids)
Source: RefSeq, a predicted model, not a curated record
AUGUUUCAACGAUACUAUGGCAGAGUUGCUCGUGGAAUGAGCUUUCAAUAUCGGAUGAGAUGCCGUCAACAACAAGGUGGUUGUAUGGCCUUCUAUAUGUCUACGAAUACUGCCCAAAGCGCCUCCUCUGAUCAGACGCAACCAACAAAGUCGGAUUACGAGCAGUCGGUAGAUGGUCUUGUUAACGACUAUAUCGCUAACCACGGCAAGCGAUUGGAGAGGAGUGAGCGGCAAAUCCUAGUGGGCCCUGUUUUUGAUAAGGCCAUCCAACACUAUAUAUGCACAGAGAAUGCGUUUCCCGAUUGCUAUGAGCAAGCUGCUCAUGAGGUGUAUGCUCGCGUGAAAGGACAGCUUUUGGAUCCACAAGAGACAUUGAAAUAUCCAUUAUCCCUUCAGGCAAGUGAAACCAAUUUUGAGAUGACCCUAAAUGAUAUACGGAAAGACAUGUAUUACAGAACACGAAGCUUGCUUUCUCAAAGUCGCAAAGUUGAUAAGGAAGUCAUCUAUGACCGCCGGGCGGAAGAAGAGCACUUGCAUCAUUGUCGUUACCUCCUCCAUGAUAAUAGAUUCGCACGUCGAGGGUAUCUCUCUAAAGGUGGGUUCCUGGAGAGUGAAGCCAUCGGCGAAGUCAUCCAUCAUGUGUUUUGCAAAAGUGGUAUGGUCGAAUUGGAAAAGCAUGAGUUGGUGCCAAAACCACUUAUUGUAUUGGCCUAUGUUUUGAUGCGUCGUUGCUUCGAAUCCAUCCUCAAUCCUGCACGUCCAGGUCGAGAACUUAAAAAAGUGUUUAGACAAGACGGCCCUUCCAUGUGGCUCUAUCAAAGUACCGUACCAGAUGGCAUAAAUGGCUUCCUCAAAUACAUUAAUUGGGACAACGUACAAAGCGUGCAAACGGGAGUCGUCCAUCACCCGCCUGUGGAAUUUAGAGGAGUCUACUCUUACAUUCAGGAGGCUAAAGAAGGCUUAUGGUCAUUAGCGUAUCCACGUUACAAGAAAAAGUCAUAG